AUGAGCCACCACAGCCACCUCGUAGCUCCUUCCCUACAAGCCGAGAAAGAAGCAGAGACGCAGACGCAGGAUGCGUCCAGUGACAGCGUUUGGCGUUUCAAGGGCAGCGACACGGCAGCCAAAGCCUCCAGCGUCACGAUGAGAGUCAUCGUCUACAAGCUCUUCGAUCUCUGCAGCCAGGAAGUCAAAAAGACUCUUUUACCCCUUGCCCACGGUGACCCUUCUGUCUACCCUUGCUUCCGCACCUCCAUCGACGUCGAGAACGCCAUCGUUGACGUCCUCCGCUCCGGCAAGGGCAACUCUUACGGUCCCGCCGCCGGAAUCUUCCCCGCCAGACAGGCGGUCGCCGAUUAUGUGAACCCUGACUUGACGAACAAGGUAACGCCUGAUGAUAUAUUUAUGACCGUCGGAUGCAACCAAGGGAUCGAAGUGGUGAUUCAGUCUCUGGCUCGACCAAACGCUAACAUUCUUCUCCCACGGCCUAGUUACCCUCACUACGAGGCUCGUUCCGUCUACAGUGGGCUUGAGGUCCGCAAGUACGAUCUUCUUCCCGAGAAAGAAUGGGAGAUUGAUCUCCAAGGCAUUGAAGCCAUGGCAGAUGAGAACACUGUCGCAAUGGUUAUCAUAAACCCUAAUAACCCUUGUGGAAAUGUCUACUCUCACGAUCAUCUCAAGAAGGUGGCGGAGACAGCUAGAAAGCUUGGAAUAAUGGUGAUCACGGACGAGGUUUAUAGCCAAACAAUAUUCGGAGACAACCCUUUUGUUCCAAUGGGGAGAUUCUCUUCCAUAGCUCCGGUUCUCACAUUGAGCGGUAUUUCGAAAGGGUGGAUUGUUCCUGGUUGGAGAAUUGGCUGGAUCGCUUUGAAUGAUCCUCAAGGCAUUUUCAAGGCCACAGGGGUAGUUCAAUCAAUCCAACAGAAUCUUGACAUAACUCCAGACCCUACCACUAUGGUUCAGGUUGCGCUUCCAGAGAUCCUCAAGAAAUCGAAUAAAGAGAUGUUUGCAAAAAAGAACUCGAUAUUGAAACAGAACGUGGAAUUGGUCUGUGAUAGGCUCAAGGACAUUCCUUGUGUGGUCUGCACCAAAAAACCUGAGUCAUGCACUUACUUAUUGACGAAACUGGAGCUUCCGUCGAUGGAGGACAUAGAAGAUGAUAUGGAUUUCUGUAUGAAGCUAGCCAAGGAAGAAAACCUUGUCUUACUACCAGGAGUGGCUUUGGGGUUGAAGAACUGGAUAAGGAUAACGAUCGGAGUAGAAGCUCAGAUGCUAGAGGAUGCACUUGAGAGGCUCAACGGCUUCUGCCAACGCCAUAUGAAGAAAACAGUGGCUUCUCUUCAAGAUCUGAAGCUAAGUGACAAUAGUGAAAUCUAAACACAACUCAUCUAUACACAAACCAAAUAAAGAUGUAACAUUUGGUGGAAUAAU
Molecule: messenger RNA, 1425 nt
Organism: Eutrema salsugineum
Lineage: Eukaryota; Viridiplantae; Streptophyta; Magnoliopsida; Brassicales; Brassicaceae
Product: probable aminotransferase TAT1
Exons: 6
Coding region: 1-1371 (456 amino acids)
Biological process (GO): amino acid metabolic process; biosynthetic process
Molecular function (GO): pyridoxal phosphate binding; transaminase activity
Source: RefSeq, a predicted model, not a curated record